AUUCUGCCAUACAGUUUUCUAAUUUUCCCAGCAAUUUUUUAUUAACAGUGAAUUAUUGUCCUCAAAACUGGGAUCUUUGUGUUGAUCAAAUACUAGAUUACUAUGGUCAUUUAUUACUGUGUAUUGGGUUCUUAAUCUGUUCCAUUGUUCCACUACUGUAUUUCUUAGCCAGUACCAAAUUGUUUUGAUAAUUACCACUUUAUACUAUUAUUUUAGAUCCGGUAUAGUUAGGUCACCUUCUUUCACAUUUUUUCCAUUAAUUCCCUAUAUAUAUUCUUGAUUCUUUGUUAUUCCAGAUGAAUUCUGUUAUUUUUUCUAGCUCUGUGAAAUUAUUUUUUGGUACUUUGGUUGGUAUGACACUGAAUAAGUAAAUUAAUUUAGGUAGAAUUGUCACUUUUAUCAUAUUUGCUUAGUUUUCCCAUGAGCAAUUAAUAUUUCUCCAAUAGUUUAGAUCUGACUUUAUUUAUGUGAUGUAUUCAAGGGGAGGUUAAUUUGUAUUUGAGGAGUUGUUUAGUUGAAACCGAGGUGUUGUUUAUUUCAGUAGUGAGAGGGGGAAAGAGAGGAGAACCUCCCUUCUCAAAGCAGGGUUCAGAGGAGACAGCUGGUAUUUAGGGUUGGCUCAGAGAGAGGAGAGGGGGUUUGAAGAUUUUCCCUCUUCUGCCUUCCCUCCUUUGCUAAGGCUGCUCUCCCAGAUUCACUCUUGUCCCUCUUGUCCCCCCUCCACUACUUGAGAUCAAAGGGGCUCCCUUUGAUCUGUUCACUCACACACAGCUUAGAGAAAAGAUAACUAUUUUAAUGUCAACUCAAUCAGGAUAAUACAAAUAAUAACUAACCAGGAAAAGAAUGGGAAAGGAGGUGGGGAAAGGGGGUCCCUGUCUCUAUCUAAAUCCUUUCCCCUUCCUCCUUGAGUUUGGGGGGAACUCAGGCCUUGGCAGCCUGAGCCCCCUGAGAGAAAGGCAGGUUGACUCACCCCUGGGCAACAGGAGCUGAGCUAAAGUAUGCUCAAAUUUCUCUUCAGAAGGUCCCUUCAAUGGGGAAAUGUUGGGGAGGGGGGAAGAUUUCCAGUCACCAGCAGGAAAAGUGAGCAACCCUCAGGAGUAAGUCUUUUCCCACCCACUGUCUUCUGCUUCUCCUGACUGAGAGACCAACUCCUCUACCAGCUCCUCCAGAUUCCAAAACUCCUGGGGCCACUCCCUUGUAGAGGUGAUCAGUUCCACCCACUCUUCAGCCUGGCACUUUUCUUAUAUGGCAGCCUCUCUCACAAGGGGAGUAUUUUGUAAUUGUGCUCAUAUUGUUCCUGAGUUUGUCUUAACAGGUAAACUGAGUCAGGUCCUGAGUCAGGAGAUCACUUUCUAAUGGGAGAAAUGACAUGCAAAAAGCUCUAUACAUACAAGUUAUAUACAAGACUUCCUUCAGAAGGUACCACAGGGAUCCACUUCACCACAGAGAUGAAUGGCAAGCCUUCAGCUCUCCGUAACACAAGUGAUAUUGGGGCAGGAGUUGGGAUACUCUUUCCAAGGAAUAGACAAACCCCACAAAAUAUUGACAAAGAAAAAGUUCCUAUUGGGGAAAUUCAUGAUGUGCAACAGCAGGUCUGGAUUCUUAAGGGAGAGACACUCAUAGCAGCUCCUCAUGAGAAAGGUGUGAACCCAGUGUCUCUGAAGGUAUUACCAUGUAGAGAUGACUCCCUUCCUAAAGACAAGGGAGAUCCUAUAUACCUGGGAAUAAAUGAAACAGAUUUCUGUCUAUGUUGUGAAGUGAGUGGAGGACAACCCCAGCUGCAGUUGGUGAAGGAGGACAUAAUGAAGCUGUAUAACAACCCUGAAGCAGUGAAGGCUUUUGUCUUUUACCAGAAUCGGACUGGCAGCACCUCUACACUUGAGUCAGCUGCCUACCCUGACUGGUUCAUCUCGUCAUCAGACAAAGACCAACCUAUUAUACUGACCCACAACACGAAAAGCCAAUAUAAUACAGCCUUCUAUUUAGACAUAACUACACCCAACUCUGAACGCUAGCUCCUUUCAUAGACUUAUCUAACUUUGAAGGCAUUUCAUAUAUAUAUACGCAUAUAUAUAAAAGCUCAUUUUCAUGUUUACAUCACAUCUUUGAGAUCCUCAGAAUUGGCAUUUUAAUCCCUAUUUUGCAUAGGAGGAAAUGAAAGUCCAAAGAAGUGAUUCGAUUUUUUGCAAGUUCACAAAGCUGGAGACUGGCAGGUUUCUUUUAACGACUGAGUCAUUGGAACACUGAAACUUAUGAGUCAGAUCAUGUUCACGGUUGCUCCGUCUACCCUUCACAGAUGCAGCAGUGGAGAUGUUUCUUUCUAAUCAUUCUCAGUGUGUACCAGGAACACAUUCCUUAUUGUCAUUAGGUGUAGCACUCACUGGUGGUGUAUAGGGGUCAUGAUAUAUCUGGAUUUAGGGUUCUGGUCCUUCAUAGUCCUUUAAAAGAGGCUUCAACAUGAAUCGCGUAACCAUGGAAAAAUUCUCUUAAUUAAUCAAUAAAAUUAAAUUUAAAAAGAAAUUCUAUUGACAUAUAAUCUGGAAAAAUAAAAAUUUAAAAAUAUGUAAAAAAUGAAAGAAGCUUCAAUCGCAUUAACUCUCACUUCAUUGACCACUCAAAGACCUUUAACAAAGGAAAUAUUCAGGAAGAAGUUCUGUCAGUAACUGUGAGACUUUAAAAAGUUGUUUCCUCUUUGGAGACUCAGUUUCUGCAUUUGUAAAAAUGGGCAAGAUGCACCAUUAAAUCUAGAGUUAGAGUAGGAAACCCUCCCUUAAAUAAUAUUCUUAUAUAUGCUUAUAUUUCAAUAUGUGAGUGAUUAUAUGCACACACACACAUACUUUUGCACUAAGAGAUCCUUAGCACUAGGAGAUAAUGAAACCAAAUUACUCAGGCUUUCUGGUUUUCUCAUCCUUCAAAUGGAUAAAAAUGUACCUACUAUAUAUGGUUCUUCAGGGGAUCAAAUUAGAAAAAUAUAUGAAAAUGCCUUGAAAAGCUAAAAACAUCAUGGAAAAUAUGAGGUGAUCAUCCUCAUAUCAUCCCUUUACUGUCCUUCUAUCUAAUAAUGAUUUCUAUACUCUUGGUAGAGCCUGACCUGAGCAAAAUAAUGAAAUAAAUGAGCUUGGAGGGGAGGGGAGGGGAGGCAGGAGAGUAUGCCCAGACUUCUCUUUCUGGGCUCUUUCCCACUUAAAGUUGACCCAUUCUUCAGCCACCCAUUCCUUUCUCCCUACACAGUCCAGACCUUUUACAGUUGUGGGUCCCCUAAAAGCUAGAGUAGGUUCCAGGCAUCAUUUGGGUCAGCACCACUUCAUAACUAUACUACAAAGCAAAAGACAUCUACUGCUUCCACACAAGGUCAAUAGCCAGGGAACCUCCUUCCCUUUUUCUAUGUAUGUAGCUAUUAUUACUCUCCCCCUUUGGUGUCUUGUUUUUCCCUCUUAGAGUGUAAGCUCCUUGAGAUCAGGAACCAUUUCUUUUUGCUUGUAUUUUCAGUUCCAAUGCUUAACACAGUGUUUGGUAUGUAGUAAAUGCUUAAUAAAUGCAUGUUGA
Messenger RNA from Monodelphis domestica (gray short-tailed opossum), 3546 nucleotides. RefSeq names its product interleukin-36 gamma-like. Gene Ontology annotation, molecular function: cytokine activity. Lineage: Eukaryota; Metazoa; Chordata; Mammalia; Didelphimorphia; Didelphidae. Gene Ontology annotation, biological process: inflammatory response to antigenic stimulus; cellular response to lipopolysaccharide; cytokine-mediated signaling pathway. The record is from RefSeq and is a predicted model, not a curated record.